AUGCGCCCACGCAGACCUGAAGUGCGUGCUGCCCGCGCGCGUCGCCGUCAAGCUAACGCGGCCGCGGAGCAAGGCGGCAGUGAGCACAACACUAGUGGCUCUGGUGGCGCUCCUGCUGCUGGCGGCGGCCCCAGCCGCACUUCUGCCUUCGCAACAGAUGCGGCGCGGCUGCUGGAGAAGAUGCUCCACCGCUCAGAGCAGCGACAAAAGGCGGAGGAGCGGGUGGAGGAGCGUGAGGGUUUGAUCAAGGCGCGCUAUGCUGACACCUCCGCUGCUGCUGCGCCGUUUGACAAGGACGAUCUCCUGGCGGAGCUGAUUGGCGAGACCAGGUCGAACUUCCUCAAACUGGACCAGGAGCUCUCGGAAGACCACAACAUCGCGACGCGACGCCUGCACGCCGCCGUUUUCGCUCACGCCACGGACUUCCUGCAGCUCUUCCGUGAUGUAAGCCGUGCGAGUCAGCUGGUGGAAACUCUGAAGGGGCGCGUCCAGGGAACCAAGGCGGCAAUCUCUGCCAUUAGCAAGUUCAGCACGUACGGCGACGGUAACAGCGCCAUUAGCAGCAGUGGUGGUGCCGGUGGCGUGAACACGUCAACGUUCGGCUUAUCACUGCUGGGCAGUGCCAGCGGCGGUAGGGACCCUGCCGCUGCUAGUGGAGGUGCCCUUAAAGGACGCUCGCGUCCGAGUCUCAUCGCGACACGUUUGGUGCGGCGGCAGGGCUCUGCGGAUGACGUUGUUGCCCAAACCACCAACAGCGAUGGUGUACAGCUCCUGGCUACCACGCGCUCGUUGAACACGCCGUCGGUGCGAUUGUGGCGCGAAACGACACUGAGAGGCGGUGGCAGCAGAAGCAGCAGCGGCGUGACGGCCUCGUUGCAGCGCCACCAGCUGGCGUGGUUGGAGGCCGAGCAGAGCCGUGGAAUGCCUACCUCGCAGGACAUCACCGUCUUUGCGGAGGUGCUAAGGGAGGAGGUGCUUCAGGUGAUUGCGGAGAGGCGCUUCCUUGAGGCGGCGGAGCUGCUGCGCGGCAUGGAGGCCGAGGCGACAGCAAAGGGCUGCCUGCCGUUGCUGCUCACACUGGAGGAGGUGCUGGUGCGUGCCAUUAGGGCGCACCUGCAUCGUGUGCCAAUGCCGCUGAUGUACAGCGAGAGUCUGCACAUCCCGCUCAUCCAGCUGCUGUUGCGCUUUGGCAGGGUGAGCAGCGGGUCGCGGACGUUCUUUCGUCUCCAUGCCGUGUGGGUGGAUUCGGAGAUGGAUAAACUGCAACUGCGCAUAGACCCGCACAGCGGCGCACUCAUCGCCAGCGACUUUCUCGUCAGUGCAGUGCAGGAGGUGCUGAAGCGGCAGCAAAACUUGUGGCGUUCCACCGUCGUUGCUGCUGCUUCUGCUGGGGGUGACGCGGCAGGGCCGACGGAAGAAGCGGAGGGGGAGACAAAGAGGACCAAGAUUGCCGAGAGGACACCGCGUGGCGGCAACAACAACAACAACAACAAAGGCGAGAGUGACGGUGGUAGCGGCAAGGGUCAGUCCGCGGCGUUGAAGAUACCGCCGAGCUCGGCGGCUGUCCUUUGGGUGCACGACCGCAUCGACAAACUCGCGCACGAGGUGCUGGAGGCCCGCGCGUUGAGUUACGGCACCGGUGCCGAGGGCGGCGACCCGUCGCGGUUCCGCCGAGCCGUCGUGAUGGCAGCCGACGCGAUACGCACACUGCGGCGCAUGGACGAGUUUGGCUACGCGGGCUGCGACACGCACCUGCUUCGGCUGCUGACACCAAGCCUCGUGUACCUGCAGGCGGACUUCUGCGGCUGCACCGACCGCCGCCUUGAGAGCACCGGAAGGGCGAUGGUUGAACAUCUCAUCCGCGACGUGUGUCACAUGUACGAAGGCCGCGACGCCGCAUACAGCGCGGGGAUGUGCGACGCAGUGGCGCGGAAGAACAAUCGUGGCUGCCGCGAGCUUCAGGAGCGGCUCAAGCGCCUACCCCGUACUUCGUAUGCGCUGCUGCUGGAGCUCCUCCUCGCGCCGGCCUCCUCGCGCCUCUUCACCCCGCCGAACAACACUAACACCAACACCACCAGCAGCAACAGUAACAGCAACAAGAACACGGUGGUGGCAUCCCCACCGCCAUUGCUGCUGCAGCCCGAGCAAUACACCUUUCUGCGCUAUGCCAACGGUUGCACGCGUGUCCACGGCCUUCUUCUCUCCUCUGUGAUCCGCUUCGUCGCGGCCAUGACAGGGCACGAUGCAUUGCCACUCGAACACGCAGAGCAGCAGCAGGCGGCGGCUGAGCUGCGGGAGAACCAAGUGGAGUGCGUCUCGUUCCUCCUCUCCAACGCCGUUGUGACGGAGUCGCUCGAUGUGACGCUGCAGCGCCUCUUCCUCGCCUUCCUGCGCACCGCACUUCGGCAGCGUCAGGCGCUGGUGUUGUUCCUGCGUUCCGCGGAAUUCAACAACAUGCACCGCCAGUUUCUCCGCGCUAGUAGUGACGGAACGUCGUCGGUUUCCCCCUCACCGCGGUGGGUGCUAAACGCGCUGCAGCUGCUGCUCGCCGACGUGCUGAGUGCGUCCGUGUGGGUAGCGUUUCUCUCGCGCGGCGGCGCGCUGUCGCAGAUGCUGCGCGACCCAGCGCUGGCGUUCCGCGUGCAGUAUCUCGAGGAGCUGCGUCGUGUGUUGCCGCGCGUCGUGCAGGGGUGGAUGGCCGCCACGCUGGCCGUUACGCAGAAUGCUGAGGCCGCACGCGACCUCCUCGUUGGCGACGCCGCGCUCCUCUGCUGCGAAGGCGACUCGAUCACCACGCCACCGCCACCGCCAGCAGCAGCGGCAACAGCAACGGCACCGAGUGCAGCGAGCAUGAGCACCGCAAAAGUGAAUGGGACCACUUCCGCUGCCACAGCGGCAUCGUCUGCGGCAAGUUACGUGGCGAGUGCGAAGGGCUUGCGUGACGCUGCCGCGCAACUGCUGCGGGCAGGCGAAGUCAACGAAAUGCGCAUGGUGCCGUUUCUGUUUGAUAUUGUGCGCAGUCGAUUCAUUGCCCACCCCGCCGGCGCACCUGCGGCCGCGCUGCUGUGUGCGCCGUCGCCGCCGCCGCCGUCACCGGUGUGGUGCCUGCGCAGCGUGCUCGGCAACUACCCACAGUUCCCCAUUGGUGGCACCUUUGACCGCAACGACGAGCUGUUCCUCUUUCACUGGUGUGCGCAGAUCUCACUCAAUGCGCUGGCCUUUUUCCAGGAGCGCCUCCUUGUGCCGAGUCACGUUUUGAAUGAGCGGUGGUCUUCUUCACAUCCGACGAGCCCCAUUCCUUCAGCUCCUGCUGCGACGCCGUUCCCACUGCGUGACUGCGCGUCGCCGCAGGAGGAGUCUGUCAUCGCGGUGCUGGCGACGGGCGGCGGGAAUUACACGAGUGCCGUGGCGCUCCUGCAGUUCAUCAUAGUGCGUCUGCUCCGUGAUGUCUUGUGCCGCGCCGAGACGUGGGACGCGGUGUAUGGGCUACCCCUGGAGAAGUGGCGCCAGUCGGAGAGCAUUCUGAGAGAGCAGGUCUUUUUCUUUGCGUUGUUUGUGCACAUGUGGUCACCGCUCUUCGUCGGCAGCGCGAAGACGAAAACGGCGUCGGGGCGACCGGCGAUGACGAACCGAAAUGGCAACGUUGAUGGCGCACCGGCCAUGGUGAUUCUGCAGUGGUUAACUUGUGCUUCGACGACUGGCGAGGCACAACAGCAACAGCAGCAGCAAAAGCCCGACUUUGACGCGGAGGGUUUGGCAUUCCCUUUGAACGCCGCAUCGUCGACCGCGGCAUCGGCGGCGAAGGGAUUGGGUGCGUGGAGAAGCCAAGGCAGCAACAGCAGCAGCGGCAAACACCAACAACAGCAGCAGCAGAGGGCGGCGAGCGACAAGACUCUAUCCGCCACAUCCAAGAGCCCAGCAGCUGCAGUGAACUCUAACAGCAGCAACAGCAGUGGUGCCGGUAUUGGCGACCCCAGCAUGUUGCUGCUGGACCUGAUUGAUUCCUUCUUCGCCUCUCUGCAGGAGCCGAGGGCGAUGCCGGCAAUUAUCUCCGACGUUACUCGGGAACGCGUGGAGAAGGUGAUGGGCGCUGUCAAUUUGGCCGACUUCGCUGGGAAAGUGGGGCUGAGCGACACUGAUGAAGAUGAGGAGGAUGAAGACGAGGAAGAAGACGAUGGGUCUACCAGCAGCAGCAGCAGCAGCGGCGGCAGCCCGAGUCGCACAAGAGGGCGGAGCUCCACAAAACGAGCAACAGCGGCGGAGAAAACCGGGUCAUCAGGCGUGGGCCCUGUGACGCUGUUACAGGUGCGCGCCAUGCUCCUGCAUUACGUGGCGCCGUUGCUCUGA
This is a messenger RNA of Trypanosoma grayi, 4347 nucleotides long. RefSeq lists its product as hypothetical. Gene Ontology annotation, molecular function: DNA binding. The transcript has a single exon. Lineage: Eukaryota; Euglenozoa; Kinetoplastea; Trypanosomatida; Trypanosomatidae. The coding region runs from base 1 to 4347 and encodes 1448 amino acids. Gene Ontology annotation, biological process: regulation of cell population proliferation. Gene Ontology annotation, cellular component: nucleus. The record is from RefSeq and is a predicted model, not a curated record.